This is a messenger RNA of Phoenix dactylifera (date palm), 1332 nucleotides long. RefSeq lists its product as uncharacterized. Gene Ontology annotation, cellular component: chloroplast. NCBI's taxonomy places the organism in Eukaryota, Viridiplantae, Streptophyta, Magnoliopsida, Arecales, Arecaceae. The record is from RefSeq and is a predicted model, not a curated record.
UAUCAAUACUCCUACGAAACUUUAGGGCUGAAGGCGUGAAAUAAACUUUCUCGAAUCCCCAAGCCUACAGACUUCUUAUCUCUUCCAGCCGGCCUUCCUCUCGCCGUCUCCGUCCCCGGCACCCCCGGCGGCAACGCCUGUUCCGCCGCCGCAUUGAUGAUCGAUUUCUUGAAGACUGGUGGAUUUUGAGAUUUGGUUGAAGGAUGUGCAGCAUUCAGACAAAUAUUGGCUGCCCUAGCAAAGGACAUCCUUUGUUGGGUCACAAUGGGAGGAAUGGGAGAAGCUACACUUCUUUGUCUCUAUCUUGUUUAUAUGCUUCAGCUCCUGUGGAGUUCCAGCGAAAAGAGGUGUAUCCGAGGCUGGUUUAUCGUGCACCGAAGUAUAAAAGAUGUGAACCAGUGUGUGCGUUUGGUGGGAAGGGAAGCUCGAAGAGUCAAGAUGAUGCUUUGUCAAUGGAUUCACUAAAGAAAGCAAUGGAAGGUGUGAAACGAGAGAAAUCGGUGCAAGAUAUGUUGAAGCAGCAGAUGCAAGAAUGGAAUUUUGGUGGGGGUGGAGACAAGGGAAAUCCUCCCAGAGGUGGUGGUGGCGGCGGCAGUAGUGGCAGCGACGGCGAUGGUGAGGGUGCUCCACAAGAUGAAAGUUUUGCAGAAAUAUUUGAUGAAAUAGUCCAAGUGGUUUUGGCAACCAUUGGCUUUAUAUUUGUGUACAUUUACAUGAUCAGAGGUGAGGAACUGACACGUCUAGCUAGAGACUACAUCAAAUAUCUUUUUGGGGCUAAGAAAAGUAUGCGGUUGAAACGUGCCAUGUAUAAAUGGCACAAGUUUUAUGAAAGUAUAACCAGGAAGGAGGUGGAGAGGGAAGAUUGGUUGGAACGAGCGAUUGUUACUACGCCCACAUGGUGGCACAAACCAAAGCAAUUGGCACGUCUGGUGGAAUCUUUCUAUCGAGACUACAGGAGACAACAAGAAAGAGAACAAGAAUCUUAACAUCUCAGAUUCUUUUUUGAUACUUUUUUGGUUCCUCCCAACCUUUCAAGGAUCACCUUGUUUUCUGGCUUCCAUGAUGUGCAUGCCAAAGGUGGUUCUUGUCAUGCUGGUGGCUUAUAUGACCUUGUGAUGUGCUUUUCUGGUGAUGUAGCCCUUCUCUUCCUUCUUUUCAACUGGCACUACAGAGGCUGCCUUAGCAAGGUGCAGCAAGAAUGUUGAAAAUCCCUUAUGUAACCUUUCGGUGCAUAAUUUUCGUUGCUAAAGCAUUCCUUUUAAAAUGGAUUAUAUUUUCUUGAUUGUUUUGAUUUAUUUAGGAGAAUGGUUAAGUCAGGCUUCACUUUUGGCA